ACCUUUUUGCCCCACUGUAUAUUGUAUGUAUAUUUCUAUUGACUGUAGGUGGCGUGUAGUAACUGGAAGAGGAUCAUGAUCGUGCUCAGUGAGAGUCUGCUCCAGGAGGGAGUUCCGUACAGGGACCCUCUGGCGGUUCCUCAGGAGAUGGUCCACAACAGCAGCCUCCACUUCACCUUCAACAAGUUCUGGAAACGCUACGGGAAGUUCUCACGACACCUGAUGAAGGUGAAGCUCCAGAAGUACACUAAGUUCCUGUUCGUCAGAGAUCCGUUCGUCCGCCUCAUCUCAGCGUAUCGGAACAAGUUUGAGCAGCCCAACGAGGAGUUCUACCGCCGAUUCGCUCUGCUCAUGCUCCGUCGCUAUGGUAACCACUCUGAACCUCCCGCGGCAGUGGGCGACGUUCCCUGCGGGAAUCCGCCCUCCUUCUCAGAGUUUGUCCAAUACCUACUGGACCCCAAGACGGAGCGACGCCCCUUCAACGAGCACUGGAGACAGGUCUACCGGCUAUGCCACCCCUGUCAAAUACAGUAUGACUUUGUGGGUCAGCUGGAGACGGUUGAGGAGGAUGCUGAACAGCUGCUGAGGGUUUUGAAGGUGGACAACGUGGUUGACUUCCCCCCCUCUCACAGGAACCACACGGCCAGCAGCUGGCAGGAGGACUGGUUCAACAGGGUGCCCCUAGUGGCCAGGAGGGGUCUCUACAGGCUGUAUGAACCAGACUUCAGACUGUUUGGCUACUCCAGACCAGACUCCCUGCUAGACUGACUGACUACAACUACACUC
Molecule: messenger RNA, 786 nt
Organism: Oncorhynchus nerka (sockeye salmon)
Lineage: Eukaryota; Metazoa; Chordata; Actinopteri; Salmoniformes; Salmonidae
Product: carbohydrate sulfotransferase 12-like
Biological process (GO): proteoglycan biosynthetic process; carbohydrate biosynthetic process
Cellular component (GO): membrane
Molecular function (GO): sulfotransferase activity
Source: RefSeq, a predicted model, not a curated record